Molecule: messenger RNA, 1347 nt
Organism: Cyphellophora attinorum
Lineage: Eukaryota; Fungi; Ascomycota; Eurotiomycetes; Chaetothyriales; Cyphellophoraceae
Product: putative queuine tRNA-ribosyltransferase
Exons: 4
Coding region: 1-1347 (448 amino acids)
Cellular component (GO): cytosol
Molecular function (GO): tRNA-guanosine(34) queuine transglycosylase activity
Source: RefSeq, a predicted model, not a curated record
AUGUCAAGCAAAGCCUCGUCGCCUGCCUUGACGUUCGAGCUCAAGGGCCAAUGCUCGACGAGCAAAGCACGAGCAUCCACCCUCACACUCCCACACGGAUCCGUUGAUCUCCCUAUCUUCAUGCCAGUAGCGACUCAGGCAUCGCUGAAGGGUUUGACACCGGAGCAGUUAGAAGAAACUGGAUGCAAAUUAUGUCUGAACAAUACAUAUCAUCUCGGACUCAAGCCUGGUCAGGCGGUCCUUGACACUAUCGGGGGAGCUCACAAGUUCCAGGGUUGGAAUUACAAUAUUCUGACUGACAGUGGUGGCUUUCAAAUGGUCUCGCUACUCAAGUUAGCCAAAGUCACCGAGGAAGGCGUCCGCUUUCUCAGUCCUCACGAUGGCACUCCGAUGCUGCUUACUCCCGAGCAUUCUAUUGACCUUCAGAACUCUAUCGGCUCGGACAUCAUAAUGCAGCUCGACGAUGUCAUUCAAACGACUUCACCAGAUCGUGCGCGCAUGGAGGAAGCCAUGUUGCGGAGUGUCAGAUGGCUUGAUCGCUGUAUGACCGCUCACAAGCGCCCAAACGAUCAGAAUCUCUUCUGUAUCAUUCAAGGAGGGCUUGACCUCGACCUCAGACGUGAAUGCUGUCAAGAAAUGGUCAAGCGAGACACGCCUGGAAUAGCUGUCGGCGGACUGUCUGGUGGCGAGGCCAAAAGUGAUUUCUGCAAAGUGUACGUACCUUUUUUCCGAACCCCACAACGAGUUGGCCCCUGCCAACCAACCCCGAAAUUGGUGCCACCUCCGCGUAUGCAGGCUGUCGAACUGACACUCGGUGCCCACGACAGGGUCGACACGUGCACCAGCCUCCUUCCAGCACACAAGCCCCGAUACGUGAUGGGCAUUGGCUACCCGGAGGACAUCGUGGUGGCUGUAGCCUUGGGUGCCGAUAUGUUCGACUGUGUGUGGCCGACACGAACGGCUCGAUUCGGAAAUGCUAUCACAGCUUUUGGUGUGCUCAACCUGAAGCACGCGAGGUACGCCAAUGACUUUGAGCCGAUGGAAGCAGGCUGCAAGUGUAUAGCAUGCCGACCACGUACAGAGGGUGGCUUGGGCAUCUCGAGAGCCUACAUCAACCAUCUCGCCGCCAAGGAGACCGUUGGCGCUCAUCUGGUCACGAUGCAUAAUGUUCAUCAUAUGCUGAACUUGAUGCAGCGGAUACGCAAUGCUAUCUUGGAGAAUGACUACGCGCACUUUGCGGCGGACUUCUUUUCGAAGUACUUUCCAAAGGAGAAAGGACCGCCAGAAUGGGCUGUUGAAGCGUUGCGAGGUGUUGGAAUAGAUAUUUUGGCACGGAAGGCUCCUUGA